AUGUCAACAAGGAUUUCUGACGAGUAUCAAAAUCAGCUUCGUUAUUUGAUUAAUCGAUACAUAUUUGAUACUUGUUAUGCACCACAAUGUGAAGAAUUAGCAACACUGAGUAAUACAUCCGUAGAAGAAGUCGAAUUAGGAUUGAAGGCACUUGCUGAUAAUCAUGCUUUAGUAUUACAUCCAAAUUCAGUUAGUAUUUGGGUUGCACAUCCAUUUGCUUUAUUUCCUACACUAUUCUGGGUAAAAACAAAGGAUAAACAAUGGUGGGGAAAUUGUGCAUGGUGUUCAUUUGGAAUUGCACAACUGACAAAUGAAGAUACAGAUAUUUUUACUAAACUUGAUGGUCAUAUUGAAUCACUCACUAUUCACGUAAGAGACAACAAAAUUGUUGAAACAGACUAUGUGGUUCAUAUGCCUCUGCCAGUAAAUAAAUUAUGGGACAAUGUCAUUUACACAUGUGCUAAUAUUUUAAUAUUUAAAACAGAAAACGAUAUUGAUCAGUGGUGUAAACAUCAUAAUAAACCUAAAGGUGUUGCUUUGUCUGUUGAACAACUGUGGUCAUUAUCAAAAUUAUGGUACGGAAACUACCUUGAUCCAAAUUUCAAACGUAAAAGCAAACAAUUGGCAGAAUCAAUAUUUACGCAAGUUGGUCUUAUCGGAGAUUUUUGGAAAUUCUAA
Didymodactylos carnosus is the source of this 678-nucleotide messenger RNA. Lineage: Eukaryota; Metazoa; Rotifera; Eurotatoria; Philodinida; Philodinidae. The record is from the annotation of a GenBank genome assembly.